AUGAGCUAUUUUUUGUUUUACUAUUUCUAUUUAUCAAUUUCUGAGCUUUAUUUUCCAUUUAUUAAUAUAAAUAUAUAUAAAUUUUGCCUUCUUAUGCUAUAAAAAUAUUAUAUCUUUCACAGCUUUAUUCAAUUUAAGCAAAUUAUGGAGUGGUGUCUUUGGAGACACCGAAUACAUUAGAAUUUAAAUAAUGCAUCUAGCUGUGUAAUUUAAAAAACUAUCAUAUAGGCACCCCAAAAAAAUUUUAUGGAUAAUUUAAUAGUAAAUUUAAGAAAAAAUAGAAUUAUGGUUGGUAACUACAAAAUUUGGCACGUAGGUAUUUGAAAAUUAAUAAAAUAGCCAUUUAACAAAUUUUAAAUAGUUAGUAUAAAAGAGAAUUUAGUUGGUAGGAGCCACAUUUUGAGAUAAAAGCUCUGUUAUGACUUUUAUAACUCCAAAAAAGAUUUAUAUUAAAUUUUAGAGCAAGGUAUCUUCCAUAUGUCUAUACUGUUUAUUAGGAAAAAUUUAGAAGAUAAUGUACCACUUCUAAUAUUGCUUACUCCCCCUGUGAGCGAACAAAACCAUUUGGAAAAAUUCCUAUUUUUGCCCAAAAACCCGCCCUCCGUGAGCGACACAAAAUAUUUAUGAAAAAAAAUUGAUUUAUAAAUUUAUAUAUAAAUUUUUUUAAAAAAACAAUUAACCCCCUCCUUAAACGAACACAAUUUUUUUAUUCGCUCACGGAGGUAAUGGGAGUUAUGAUAAUUAAAUAAUUCAAAUGAAUGCUACUAUUUUUUUCUUAAAUUUAUUACUAAAUUAUACUUAAAAUUUUUUCAGUUGCAUGGAUUUUUAAUUUCUAAUGUAUUCGGUGUCUCUAAAGACCUCACUCCAUAAUUUGCUUAAAUUGCAGAACCUCUUUCACAUAUCAAAGAAUUUUUUAAUACGUAAAGAUGCUUUGAAAUAAAAUGUCAAAUGGGAUUAUAUGCUAUCUAAAAGUACCGCUAAAUUGUUAAAGAGCCAUCUAUCCUCAACUGUUCGAUACUUCUCUAGUGAUAAGCCUCCAAAAGGAUUCGAAAAGUUUUACCGCCAAAAGAAGCAAGAAUCAGAACAAGAAAACAAAGAAAAACCUAAAGAUACGGAAAAAGAUAAGCCAAAAUCAGAUGAGCACAAUUAUAAAUCUUUUAAUGAAGAUUUAAAAAGCUUCUGAAAUAAUAAUUUCAACUUCAAACAAGGCCCAUUUCCUUGGUGGAAAAUAGCUGCCUUUAUAGGAGGAGGUGCUUUUGCUCUACAAUGAAUUUUAUCGAGGCCAUCAGAAAUUAUUCCUGUAGUCACUUUUCAAGAAUUGGCCAAAAAAUAUAUCAAUUCAGAUUCUUUAUCAAAAAUUAAGCCAUUUUUGAUUAAUAAGGUCUCUAUAAAUUUAGAAAUAAUAAUUAAAUAAAUUUUCAAUAAAAUUAAUGAAAUAAAUUAUAUCAUAGAGUUUUGGCCUCAAGGAAGCCCUCCAAGCUCUCUUUAUGAUAUUUAUGCAGUUGAUCAACAUGGAGAAAUAGUCGCAAAACUCAGAUAUCCAGACAUAAAUUCUUUCUUAAGCUCAUUAGCAUCAGAAGAAAUGUCUCUUGGGAAAAGCAAAAAAGACUUAAUACCUAUUGAAUAUCGUGAAAAACCUAAAAGUCCUACUGAAAAAUACUCAAGCAUUUUCAAAUUUUUUUCUCCCUUUUUUUACAUUUUCCUUAUCUGAGGCAUCAUGCAUUAUCUCAGUACUAAAUUCCGCAACAAAUCCAAAGAAAACCCAUGGUCAGGUGGGGGUGGUUUUCAAGACAUUUUUAAUAUGCAUUUUCCCUUAAAUUGUCUAUUUUAUAGUAAGUUGAAUAUUUGUUAUUAAAAUAAAUAAAAAAAUAUAUAUCAAAAGGGAAAUUUAAAGUAUAUGGAACUGAUGGCACAAAAAUUGAUGUAGAUUUCAAAGAUGUAGCUGGAUUAAAAGAAGCCAAAAAAGAAGUCAUGGAAUUUGUGGAAUUUUUAAAAAAUCCUGAAAAAUUCAAAAAACUAGGAGCAAGAAUUCCAAGAGGUGCUUUACUAAUUGGGCCACCUGGGACUGGGAAAACUUUAUUAGCCAAAGCAACAGCAGGAGAAGCAGGAGUCCCCUUUUUCUCAAUUUCCGGCUCAGAUUUUGUAGAAAUGUUUGUAGGGGUCGGAGCUUCCAGAGUUCGGCAGCUUUUUAAGCAAGCCCGAGAUAGGGCGCCUUCUAUUAUUUUUAUCGAUGAAAUUGAUGCAGUUGGCCGUAAGCGUCAAGCAAGAAUUGGUGGAAAUGAUGAAAGGGAUAACACCUUAAAUCAGCUUUUAGUAGAAAUGGAUGGAUUUACUACAGAUACUCAUGUCGUCGUAAUGGGUGGGACAAAUCGAAAAGAUAUUUUAGAUGGAGCUUUAUUGAGGCCAGGAAGAUUUGAUAGGACUAUAGAGCUUUCUCUACCUGAUAUACAAAAUUUUAUUAAUUGGCUUCCCAAAUAGAUUAAUUCCCAUUUAUUUCAAUAAUUUAUUAUAUAUAAGUAUAUUCACGAACGUGAAGAAAUUUUAUCAGUCCAUAUAAAGCCAUUAAAACUAGACCCCAGAAUCCCUUUAUCUGAAUAUACAAGAAGAGUAGCUGCUUUAACCCCUGGCUUCAGUGGAGCUGAUCUCUCAAAUGUAUGUAAUGAGGCUGCUAUUUAUGCUGCAAGAAGAGGUAAAGAGUUUGUGGAUAAGCUUGAUUUUGAAGCUGCAACUGAAAGAGUUAUGGGAGGGCUUGAAAAAUCUAAAAAAUUGAAUAUAAAAGAAAAGAAAACUGUAGCUUAUCAUGAAGCCGGGCAUGCAGUGGCAGGAUGAUUUUUAGAAGGCGCAGAACCAGUGCUCAAAGUAAGUAUUUUGCCAAGAACAAAAGGAGCUUUAGGGUUUUUCAGUUUUUGCCAUCAGAAACAAAUUUAUAUUCUAAAGAAGAGUUAUUAG
Molecule: messenger RNA, 2949 nt
Organism: Blepharisma stoltei
Lineage: Eukaryota; Ciliophora; Heterotrichea; Heterotrichida; Blepharismidae
Source: the annotation of a GenBank genome assembly